GCCACUUUUGAUAAUUCUUCAAUACACGCUACAAACUUGGCGUAAAUGGACGCUUUUUGGCACUUGAAUAACAAAAUGGUGUAUCUGGUUUGAGCGCCACUGGGAAGCAAUCUUUAGCUCCCCAAAUUCUUCUGUUUUAUUUCAUGUGUUCGAAAAAAAUAGCGUCGAAAGAAACCAGACCCUUUCUAGAUAUGGGAAGUGAUACCAUACGCUUAGGGUAUUUUUAGUUUCGGGUCGUUUUCGAAAGUAGAGUUUAUCCUCUCGCGAUGACGAGUGCGAGAGAGCUGAGCUCUCUGCCCUUGCCCCCUCAUCACAUCCACAAACUAACCAAAGCUGGAUACUUAAGCGUGGAAGACAUCGAGGGAGUAACUCCAACAGAGUUAAGUGAAGAUUUGUCACUUAGCAGAGAAGAUGCACUCAGUAUACUUCAAGUGGUCAGAAAACCACAAACACCUUUAUCGGAGAAAGAGAAAGCGAUUAAAACCAUCUCUGCUGGUAGCCCAAGAAGCAGAAGUGCACUAGAGCUUCUACAGCAAGAGCAGACAGCAGGGUCUAUAGUGACAUUCUGUGAACAGCUGGACGACAUGCUUGGGGGAGGGGUCCCAACUUGUAAGAUAACAGAGUUCUGUGGUGCCCCAGGAAUUGGGAAAACACAGAUAGGAAUGCAGUUGGCUGUUGAUGUCCAAAUUCCAGAGGAGUUUGGUGGUUUGGAUGGCGAAGUCAUAUAUAUUGAUACAGAGGGCAGUUUUAUAGUAGAAAGAGUGGCAGAUAUUGCUGCUGCAGCCAUCAAACACUUGGAAAACGUCACCGAGUCAGCUGAUUUGGAUGAAUCUGAGAGAAACCUUCAGCUAGAAGCUAUGAAAGAAUUCGAAGUGGAGAAAAUCCUGUCACGGAUCCAUGUAUUCAGGUGCCAUGACUACAUUCAGUUGAUUGCUCUCUCCCAUCUCCUUCACGACUUUAUCAAGGAACGGAUUAAGGUCAAGCUGGUUGUUGUUGAUAGCAUUGCUUUUCAUUUUCGUCAUGACUUUGAGGACAUGGCACUGCGCACUCGACUGCUGAACGGCUUGGCGCAGAGCUUUAUUAGAAUGGCGUGUGAACAGCAGUUAGCUGUUGUGCUGAUGAAUCAAAUGACCACCAAGAUCCAGCAAAACCAAGACGGCGGCUCGCAUCUUGUCCCUGCUCUAGGCGAGAGCUGGAGCCAUGCGAGCACCGUGCGGGUCGUGCUUCAUUGGGACAACAAACAAAGAAUGGCGACCUUGUACAAGUCCCCCACCAAGCAAGAGAUGACGGUUCCCUUCCAGAUAACGUCUUGCGGGGUGCGAGACGCCUGGGAUUUCCCGCCGCCCGCUUUCCACUCCAGCGACAACGACGAGGAACUCAAAACCAAUGGUGCUGCGGGAUCCCGAGAGCAACACUCGAGAAAUGAUGCCCCGGAGGGCCUCUAUCACGGAAAGGAGGGCACAGAAGGGACUCCCGGACCUUCUUCGGGAACCGUGGAAAGUCGAAAACGAACUUUUGAUAAAAUUAGCUAAGUGUGACUUUUAAUUUGUUAGCGUUAGAAAAGGCAACGUUUUUUGGAAAGUUUUUCCUUUUCCAGAGAAGACUAAUCCCCUUUUUAUAAGGUACCAGUUGUAUCAAUUGAGUGAAUUACACAAAAACCUCUGUAAACAGUGUAAAAAAACUCGCACGUUUCCGUAACACCGUGCAUUUUGGGGCCUUGCAAAGUGGGUACCCAUCAGGCAAGAUAUUAGAGAGCACAAUUUAGAGUGGUCGUAAUUUCCACUGGUACCGUGUGAAAGGGACCUAAUUAAGCGGCACAAGAAAAGCGGGCUUCGGAUGUUUGACUAAAAUAGCUAAGAGUGACAGGUGACCCCCAUCAUGUACUUUGUAAAGAAUAAACAUUAGAUUAAAAAUAAUAAACUUAUUUGCUGGUA
Messenger RNA from Nematostella vectensis (starlet sea anemone), 1934 nucleotides. RefSeq names its product DNA repair protein RAD51 homolog 3. Gene Ontology annotation, biological process: reciprocal meiotic recombination; DNA repair; meiotic DNA recombinase assembly. Bases 267 to 1532 code for a protein of 421 amino acids. Lineage: Eukaryota; Metazoa; Cnidaria; Anthozoa; Actiniaria; Edwardsiidae. Gene Ontology annotation, molecular function: crossover junction DNA endonuclease activity; ATP-dependent DNA damage sensor activity; four-way junction DNA binding. The record is from RefSeq and is a predicted model, not a curated record. Gene Ontology annotation, cellular component: Rad51C-XRCC3 complex; replication fork; Rad51B-Rad51C-Rad51D-XRCC2 complex. The transcript is spliced from 10 exons.